Molecule: messenger RNA, 2199 nt
Organism: Owenia fusiformis
Lineage: Eukaryota; Metazoa; Annelida; Polychaeta; Sabellida; Oweniidae
Source: the annotation of a GenBank genome assembly
GUUGUGUAUAACAAAGGUACCUCUGUCUCUAGAUAGGCCUUAGACUAUAUCAUGGUGCUUUCAAGUAUUCUUUCUGAUGUAGCCAUACCAGAAGACCUAUCAUUAUCAGAUUUUAUAUUCAACAAACUGGAUGAAUAUGGUACCAGAGUUGCAUUGGUUGAUGGGCCAUCAGGGAGAAGCUACAGAUAUUCUGAAAUAAAGACACUAUCUCGAUGUAUAGGAAGUGGACUAACUCAGCAUGGCUUUAGGCAGGGUGAUGUUGUCUGCAUAGUUAGUUCCAAUCUCCCAGAGUAUGUUCUAGCCCUGUAUGGAGUUGUGUGUAUAGGUGGGAAGGUGACUACAGCCAACCCCCUCUAUACUGAAGGUGAACUUAUCAAGCAGCUAGAGGACUGCAAGGCAUCCUUUAUAAUCACACAGUCGGCUGUAUUACCCAAAGUAACAGAUGUCGCCAUCAAAUGCAGUUCUGUAAAGAAAGUAUUUACAUUCGACAAAGCAACUGGGCAUACAUCCUUGGAUGAGCUGAUGAGAUACAAUGAAAAGGCUUGCCCUAAGACUGUUCAUGUGGACCCAAUAAAUGAUGAAGUGUUAAUUCCCUACUCUAGUGGAACUACAGGGUUACCCAAAGGUGUCAUGCUGACUCAUCACAAUUUGAUUUCAAAUACUCUAGUCAGACAGCACCCUGGUGUAUCAUACGCCCCAGUACCAGAUGACUGCACUAUUGCAGUGCUGCCCAUGUACCAUAUCUAUGGGAUAAUGGCUUACAUGAUCAAUGGGCUUUACAGAGGACAGAAGAUUGUUACAAUGCCAAGAUUCAAUUUGGAAAUGCUUUUGAGUUUAAUUGAAAAGCAUAAGUGCACAUAUUUAUCUAUCGUGCCUCCCAUUGCUGUGCUGAUGGCGAAACAUCCAAGUGUGUCCAAGUAUGACUUGUCCAGCCUGCGGCUUGUUGGUUGUGGGGCUGCUCCUUUACUGGAACACCUCAGUAAACAGCUUUCUAAACGCCUGAAUAUUCCACCAAUACGACAGGGUUAUGGUCUUACAGAAACAAGUCCAGCGACCCAUGGGUCACCUUACAGUGGCUGGAAAGAUGGAUCAAUUGGAAUACUUCUGCCAAACACACAGUGUAAGGUAGUAGAACCUGAAACAGAGAAAGAACUUGGUGUUAAUGAGGAUGGUGAGCUGUGGAUUAAAGGUCCACAAGUGAUGAAGGGAUAUUUGAACAAACCAGAGGAAACUGCAAAAGUCAUUGACAGAGAGGGUUUCUUUCACACAGGUGACAUUGGACAUUACGAUGAAGAAGGGCAUUUUUAUAUUGUUGAUCGUCUAAAGGAACUUAUCAAAUACAAGGGAUAUCAGGUAGCCCCUGCAGAACUGGAGAACCUUCUACUGUCCCACCCCAAAGUAGCAGAUGCUGCUGUAAUAGGUAUCCCAGAUGAGGCUGCUGGUGAAAUUCCCAAAGCGUUUGUUGUCAUCAAACCAAAUGAAACAGUUUCUGCAGAGAAUGUUCUAAACUUUAUUGAAAAGAAGGUGUCACCACAAAAGAGACUACGGGGAGGUGUACAGUUCAUAAAACAGAUUCCCAAAUCACCAAGUGGCAAAAUUUUACGACGUAUAUUGCGAUCAAAAUAUCUUGAAAUUCAAAAGAAAUCAAAACUUUAGCAGCAGACUUUUACAUUGUAUGAAAUAAACUAAUUGUAAUAAAUAUAGACUGAAAAACAUAUCUAGGUCACAUAAUGUUCACAUUUACUAUUAAUGUGAUGAUUCAUUCAGUAUUUCCGAAUUUUGCCCAUUAGCAAUGGUAUAAUUUUCCUAUUCUCAAUUUAACAUGUUUUAAAGUGUUUCCAUGCCCAUCUCCCUGACAUGAAAUGACUGGGUGAUACUCGUACUUGUUAUUUUCAUGAACUGUUACAUACCAAUUAUCUUUGUGGCACUGUCCAUUCAUAAUUAGCAAUUUUUGAGGAUAAAUGAUACCCUGCAUGCUUUAGAGUGGAUGUAAAUAUAAGCCCCAUAUUUUUAAAUAUUGAUAUGUCAAAACAUUACAAUUGUAUCUAUUAUUAUUGUAAAACAUUUCAUUCAAUCUGUUUAUUUGUAAUCCAUUUGUAUUCUUUACAAAAAGAGUCACAAUUUUAUACUUGUCCAACUAUACAAUUCAUAUACAUGUAUUUAUAAAAAAUAUAUUUCAAUCUACUGACUUAAAAUACU